This is a messenger RNA of Cyprinodon variegatus (sheepshead minnow), 1860 nucleotides long. RefSeq names its product PRKR interacting protein 1 (IL11 inducible) (gene prkrip1). Gene Ontology annotation, molecular function: protein kinase binding; double-stranded RNA binding; protein kinase inhibitor activity. The record is from RefSeq and is a predicted model, not a curated record. Gene Ontology annotation, cellular component: nucleolus. Bases 46 to 621 code for a protein of 191 amino acids. Lineage: Eukaryota; Metazoa; Chordata; Actinopteri; Cyprinodontiformes; Cyprinodontidae. The transcript has a single exon. Gene Ontology annotation, biological process: negative regulation of protein kinase activity.
UGAGGUGCGCAGAAAGGAAGAACACCACCAGGGCAACUUCGAAAGAUGGCGGCGCACACGCAGAAAAAUAACAAACCACCGAAAUCAGGGGGGAAAGAGGCUCAGCCGCUGAUUCUCCCAAAAACCCCUGCGGAUGAGCAACGGCUGAAGUUGGAGCGGCUCAUGAGAAACCCCGACAAGCCCGCUCCCAUCCCGGAGAGGCCGAAGGAGUGGAACCCUCGCGCCCCGCCGGAGUUCGUCCGGGACGUGAUGGGCUCCAGCGCGGGCGCAGGCAGCGGUGAGUUCCACGUUUACCGCCACCUCCGCCGCAGAGAGUACCAGAGGCAGGACUUUCUGGAUAAAAUGGCAGAGAAGCAGGACAAGGACGUGGACUACCUGAAGAAAAUAGAGCAGAACAGAAAGGCAGCAGAGGAGCGAACCGCGAAGCGAAGGAAGAAGCGGGAAAAGCUAAAGCAGAAGAAGCUUCUAGCAAAGAAGGCUAAGAUGGAGGAUAAAGACGGUAAGGAAGGAGAUACGGACUCUGACAGCAGCGGAGAGGAGGAGGGGAAGGAGGAGAGUGGAACAGAAGAGGAAAAAGAAGAUGACGCGGAGGCUCCAAGCUUCGUUAUGGGGAGGAAAUGAACAAUAUGAUGAAAUGGCAUCAGCAGGGUUAGAAGAAAGACGUGGGGUUUGUGCACCAUAUAAAUGUUUUAACAUCAAAUCUGCCAGAAUAACGCAUCAUAAGUUUGAAAAAGGUUAAUUUAAUCAGUUUCAUUGUUUACUCCAGAGGACUGAAGCAGCUUUGGAUUUUUCAUCAGAUUUUUCAUCUGUUUGGACAUGGAUGUGUUUUAGAUUAAAAUAAACACCUGAUCAAAUUGUUAAAACCUGGAAUUAAAUAGUUGUUUUUGACUGUUUGCUAGUAUUGGUUCCCUUAAUAAAAAGCAUAGUCUUAUUGCCAACUUGACCUUUUUGUUUUUUUGCAUUGGGGAGGUAAAAUAACUUUAGAAAAACUAUAGACAAUAUGUUGCUGGCUGCACACUGCUGAUCAGCUGGGUUCACAUCAGCCUUUUACAUUUCAUAAAGACUAGAACAACAAAAAUCUGUAAUAAUCUGUAUGUUGAACAUUUAUGUUAUCACAAAACGUGGAAAUUAUUACUGAAAUCUGUCAGAUAAGACAUCUCAUAGAUAACUGGUUAUGUGUUUCAGCAGGAUUGAUUAGGCUGUUUGAUGGAGCCUACUCCAUAAAACGGCUCCACCCCCUGUUUCAGGCCUGGGGGGGAAACAGCCCUAUUCUUUGCUCCUGUUCAUGCAUAUCAAGCGCUAUGUUUCCUGCCGAGGUCUGAGUCUCAAAGACGAUGUUAUUGUAUCAAUACAUUUUCCUAAUUGUCUUUUUUCUUCAUGUGAGGUUUUCAGAUUAAAAUACAUUUUGGGGAAAAAUGUCUUAAACUGGUGUUUGAACUCUUGUCCUGUGUCUCUGCAGCCUUGUCAUUCAGCCCUGGGUGACCUCCCAUCACCUUUGGGCUCAACAAGGCUGCAAAAAACAACUCAAAGAAUGAAAAGGCGCGGCUCCUGCAGGAUUGGGAGUUCUGCGUGCGAUGUUCCUUGGACAGACGCCUGCCUCCCACGGUGGUGUUGGCCGGUCUCUGUGGCCGUCACCUUUCUUGAGGCAGGUAGAGUAAAACCAGGCAGCCAGAUAUUGUUUGGACCAGGGGAAGCUUUGCCUGUCAGACACUGUCCGCUGCCACAAGAAUAGCUUCUAUUCUGAUUUUUAGGUUUUACUUUUUCUUGUUGAAUCUGUAAAUAAUAAAACAUUUCAACUCGUAAGUCUCAUAAGGUUUUUGUGUUUUUUUUUCUGCCUCUUUCAGCAGUAAAUGUGACAUU